CAUUCACAGCUCAGGGACAUCUGGCCACAGACGCGCUGUGCCGUGCGCCUGGCUCUGACAUCACAGCUACAGUUACAGAUAUGGCAAUGCCAGACUCUGCUGCAGUCUAGUCGUCUUGAAACGGACGUAGACUCAAGCCACCAACAUGUCCCACAGCUGGUCGACCAAAGAGCACAAAAACGCACCCACCGCCACUGGACAGAAACGUACGCGUAAUGACGGGGGGAACAAAGUAACGGUGGUGCUCGGUGCGCAAUGGGGAGACGAGGGCAAAGGAAAAGUGGUCGACCUUCUGGCCACGGAGGCUGAUAUUGUCUGCAGAUGUCAGGGUGGCAACAAUGCAGGACACACAGUGGUGGUGGAUGGCAAAGAAUAUGACUUCCACCUGCUCCCCAGUGGAAUCAUCAACCCCAAAAGCAUAUCACUUAUUGGUAAUGGUGUUGUUAUACAUCUUCCCGGCCUUUUUGAGGAGUGUGAAAAAAAUGAGAAAAAAGGACUGAGAGGCUGGGAGAAGAGGCUGAUAGUGUCUGACAGAGCCCAUAUUGUGUUCGACUUCCACCAGGUUGUUGAUGGUCUACAGGAAACAGAGCGACAAGCACAAGAAGGAAAGAAUAUCGGAACAACCAAGAAGGGCAUUGGACCUGCAUACUCUAGCAAAGCAUCUCGAACUGGACUGCGCAUUUGUGACCUUCUGGGUGACUUUAAGGACUUCUCUACCAAGUUCAAGAAUAUUGUCCACCAGUAUCAAAACAUGUACCCCUCCUUGGUGGUUGAUGUGGAGGACCAAUUAAAAAAGCUCAAGGAAUAUGCUGAAAGAUUGCGGCCAAUGGUUAGAGAUGGGGUCUACUACAUGUAUGAAGCACUACAUGGAUCUCCCAAGAAAAUUUUGGUUGAAGGGGCCAAUGCCGCUCUCCUUGACAUUGACUUUGGCACAUAUCCUUUUGUGACAUCGUCAAACUGCACUGUGGGUGGGGCCUGCACUGGUCUGGGCAUCCCUCCUCUUAAUAUUGGUGAUGUGUUUGGCGUUGCAAAGGCGUACACGACUAGAGUGGGAAUUGGAGCCUUCCCAACAGAACAACUUAACGCAAUAGGCGAUCUUCUGCAGUCAAGGGGUCAUGAAGUGGGUGUGACCACAGGACGGAAGCGUCGAUGUGGCUGGUUGGAUCUUGUUAUUGUCAGAUAUGCUCACAUGAUAAAUGGCUUCACUGCCAUUGCCAUGACAAAACUUGACAUUUUAGAUGUGCUCGAUGAAAUCAAAGUGGGUGUUGCCUACAAGCUAAAUGGGAAAAGAAUUCCUCACUUCCCUGCCAAUAUGGAUGUCUUGCAAAAAGUGGAGGUUGAAUAUGAAACUUUCCCUGGAUGGAAGACUGAUACAUCUGCAGCCAGAAAGUGGAGUGACCUUCCUGCAAAGGCACAGAACUACAUCCGAUUCAUCGAGAAUCAUAUUGGAGUACCAAUCAAAUGGGUUGGUGUUGGGAAGUCCAGAGAGUGCAUGAUCCAGAUGUUCUAGAAGACAUCAGAGAAUACUUCACCAAGCACAAAUAAUAAAAUCUGAUACAGGAAA
This is a messenger RNA of Boleophthalmus pectinirostris (great blue-spotted mudskipper), 1564 nucleotides long. It is a transcript of the gene adss1, whose product is annotated as adenylosuccinate synthase 1. Gene Ontology annotation, biological process: 'de novo' AMP biosynthetic process; IMP metabolic process. The transcript is spliced from 13 exons. Gene Ontology annotation, cellular component: cytoplasm. The record is from RefSeq and is a predicted model, not a curated record. NCBI's taxonomy places the organism in Eukaryota, Metazoa, Chordata, Actinopteri, Gobiiformes, Gobiidae. Gene Ontology annotation, molecular function: adenylosuccinate synthase activity; GTP binding. Bases 146 to 1510 code for a protein of 454 amino acids.